Fusarium oxysporum Fo47 is the source of this 2921-nucleotide messenger RNA. RefSeq lists its product as uncharacterized. The record is from RefSeq and is a predicted model, not a curated record. NCBI's taxonomy places the organism in Eukaryota, Fungi, Ascomycota, Sordariomycetes, Hypocreales, Nectriaceae. The transcript has 3 exons. Gene Ontology annotation, cellular component: endoplasmic reticulum. Gene Ontology annotation, molecular function: protein disulfide isomerase activity. Bases 355 to 2628 code for a protein of 757 amino acids.
CCUGAAUAGCGACUCUUUUGUCCUCCUUUAUUAUCCUCUUCCUAUCUUGUCUAUUCUCAUUUUUUGCCCCUCAUCAGCAUCAUCUCCUUUCGCGCCUGGUGAGCGUGAUUGUGUGAUUGAUUUUCUGAUCGUUUCCUUCUUGUUCUUUUCCGUAUCUCACACCUUCAGCUCCUCAGCCUCACCCUAUAUGAUCGCCAGUCGCUAAUUGCUCGCUCUACUGCCUAACCUGGCUUGACCUUGCUUCUCUGAUACGGUUACGGCCUCGAUAUAUACUUCGAUCAUUUGCGACGUGCGGUCUCUACAAUAAAAGCCCAAGUUACUCCAAGCAUAAUACCUUGGCGCGACUAGCCCAACAUGCGCUUCUCGCCUCUUGCGAUCCUCGCUGGGCUGUCAGCUGUAGCUCUGGCCGAAGAGGAGAGGAACCCGGUGACCGAUCCUACGACUUUCAAUGGAAAGGCCGUACCGCCAUUCAAGGAGCUCACACCAUCAAACUGGGAGGAGGAAACAAAGAAGAAUAAGUUUUGGAUGGUCAAGCAUUACAGUCCCUACUGUAAGCACUGCACGAGAUUUGCUCCAACUUUCCAGACACUCUACGAAUUUUACUACACCUCAAAGCCCCCGACCGAUAACCCGGAUGACACUUUCACAAAGUACUACGAUUUCGCAUUCGGCACGGUGAAUUGCGUUGCCUACUAUGAUUUCUGUAUGGACCACAACAUUCAGUCAUACCCGACAACGAUCCUCUACGAAGAUGGAAAGGUGCUCGACACGCUGCGAGGAAUUAAGAAUAUGACAGCGUUGACGACCUCGGUCGAGAAUGCGCUAUCCAAAACACACCCAGGACGCCCUGCACUCGUGGAAUUGCCCCAACCUGGCGAUACUGUGUACCCUGCACCCAAGGCUGAGGAACCAGCCGCCGAGAAGAAGGUUGAAGGAGCUCAGGGAGACGCUAAGGCUCCUGUAGAGAAGCCCGCAGUUAAUGCCGAGAAACCCCUCGACGCCGUUGCUGAAAAGCCGGUCGAGGAGCCAGCCGGUAAAAAUGCGGGCAAGUCUCUUGAUGACAUUACCGAGUCACCCAAGGAUGCAGAGAAAUCUGACAAGACCGAAUCAACCGAGAAGAAGCCCGAGGAAUCUGCUGCUGCUAAGGACGAAAACAAGAACACGUUUGGCGCUGAUUGGAAGGUUCCCAGCACAGGCCAGAUGCUGAAGAAGACCAAGCCCAAGGAUACCACUCCUAAGUACAAUUUGGAGGGUACAAGCGUGCCUCUGACUCCUGAAAACUUCGACAAGUUGGUCACAAGCUCGAAGGAUCCCUGGUUUAUCAAGUUCUAUGCACCUUGGUGCUCUCACUGCAAGGCUAUGGCCCCUACAUGGCAGCAGUUAGCCAAGAACAUGCAAGGAAAGCUCAACAUUGGUGAGGUCAACUGCGAGGCGGAUCACAAGCUUUGCACACAGAUGGGUGUCAAGGCAUUCCCUACCAUCUAUUUCGUCACAGGCGCCGAAAAGGCUGAAUACAAGGGUCUUCGUGGAGUUGGUGAUUUUGUUGCAUACGCCGAGGGUGCUCUUGAGGUUGCUGGUGGCGUUAUUGAUGUUGAUGCCGAGAGUUUUAAAGAGCUUGAGAAGACCGAGGAGGUUCUCUUUGUCUACUUCUACGAUCAUGCCACUACUACCGAGGACUUCAAGGCACUGGACGCCCUACCUCUCAACCUCAUUGGGCGGGGCAAGAUUGUCAAGACAAGUGACCCUGAGCUUUGCUCUCGAUUCAAGAUCACAACUUGGCCCAGACUUCUGGUGUCUCGCGAGGGCCGUGCUACUUACUACACCCCUAUCACUCCUAAUGAGAUGAGAGACGUCGAUUCUUUGGUCUCCUGGAUGAAGUCUACUUGGCUCCCGCUUGUUCCUGAGAUGACUGCCAUUAACGCCAAGCAGAUCAUGAGCCACAAGCUGGUUGUGCUUGCAAUUCUGAACCGCAAUGACGAGGACCGCCUACAAAAUUCCAUCUCAGAGCUCAAGAACGCCGCCAACGAGUGGGUUGAUCGCCAGGUGCAGGAAUUCCAGCUUGAGCGUAAGAAGCUCCGAGAUGCUAAGCAGAUGAGAAUCGAGGAGGCCCAGAGCCGUGACGAUCAGCGUGCCCUUCGUAAUGCCAAGGCCAUCAAGAUUGAUAUGGACUCUACCCGUCGUAAGGAGGUUGGCUUCGCUUGGGUUGAUGGUAUCUUCUGGCAGAGGUGGAUUGCCACAACCUACAACAUCGACGUACGAGAUGGCGAGCGUAUCAUCAUCAACGAGGAAGACCGGCAUCAAUUCUGGGACACUACCCCUACAGGUAACCAGAUCAUGGUUAGCCAUACCUCUAUCAUGGACACUCUUGACAAGAUUGUCUAUGGCCCCAACCCAAUCUCUCCCAAGUACACCAUCGGUACUUUCGCCAAGUUCUUCUUCGACAUCAAGAUGAACUUUGUCGACCACCCAUUCCUGUCAAUGGGAUUUGUCAUUGCCGUUGGCUUUGGUCUCUACUCUUGGAUCCGCAACCGUACCAGACGGUCUCGCGGCACUUUCUUCCGCAUGGACGACUCCCUUGGCCUCAAGGAUGGCCUUCUGGGACAGAACGGCAAUGACAAGUCUGACUAGACUUGCAGGCUGUGAAACCACCGCUGUUGAGCGGAAAGGGGAGAAGAGAAAAUUGGACUGAUACAUGUCAAUGCAAAUCGACAGGGGUUAUUGGAAUGUGUUCACAACAGGAUUUGCUAUUGUCAUGUGUUGAUAAAUUGCGGAGUUUUGGGUCUGAUAUCUAUUUAUUUAGAUUGCGUGUUACUGUAUACUGAUUGAGCUGAUGCGGGAAUACCACGCUUGCGUACAUGUCACGGUCCGUCCUACCUUAAACCAACCUAUGUGCUUGAAACGUGCUGAUGCAGUGACCUCUU